AUGCUCGUCGAACGUGUAGCAGACGACGUCGAGAAGCCGGUUGUUGAUGACCGCUCUUAUCGCGUCAUCAGGCUUGCGAACAAGCUAGAGGCUUUACUUGUCCAUGACCCAAACACAGACAAGGCGAGUGCGUCGGUGAAUGUCAAUGUUGGCAAUUUCUCCGAUGAUGAUGAUAUGCCCGGCAUGGCUCACGCCGUAGAGCAUUUGCUGUUUAUGGGCACAGAAAAGUAUCCCGGGGAAAAUGACUAUAAUCAGUAUCUUGCUGCCCAUUCCGGCCAUUCGAAUGCCUACACUGCCGCCACCGAAACAAAUUACUAUUUUGAGGUUGCUGCCACGUCUCAUUCGCACCCUGUGGAGCCCCAGACGCCUGCGGUGCCAACUCCCUCAGCAACUCCCGCUCCCCUGGGGCCUUUGGUUGAUAGACGAUCUAGCACCGUUGAGGAGAGUGCGUCCACCACAAACGACCCAGAAUCGCCGUUGUACGGUGCUCUCGAUAGAUUCGCCCAGUUUUUCAUCUGUCCCCUCUUUCUUCCUUCGACGCUGGACCGUGAACUCCGGGCUGUCGACUCAGAGAACAAGAAGAAUUUGCAAAGUGACCCUUGGCGGUUGUUGCAGCUCAACAAGUCGCUCUCAAACCCGAAGCAUCCCUAUCAUCAUUUCUCCACUGGAAAUUUACAAACUUUGCGCGAUGAUCCUCAGAGCCGUGGGCUGGAUGUACGGCAGGAGUUCAUCAAAUUCCAUGAGAAGCACUAUUCUGCAAACCGCAUGAAGCUCGUGGUUUUGGGAAGAGAAACUCUGGAUCAACUUGAGCAUUGGGUCAUCAAAUUGUUUUCCGAUGUAAAAAACAAGGAGCUUCCACAAAACCGAUGGGAUGAUGUCCGGCCUUUUGCCCCAGAAGAUAUGUUGAAAAUGGUAUACGCUAAACCGGUGAUGGACACACGCUCACUCGACAUUUUCUUCGUGUACCAGGAUGAAUUGGAGAUGUACGAAACCCAGCCCAGCAGAUAUAUCAGCCAUUUAAUUGGCCAUGAGGGGCCUGGCAGUAUUCUUGCAUACAUCAAAGCCAAGGGUUGGGCGACUGAGCUUUCGGCUGGUGGCAUGCCCGUAUGCCCUGGUUCUGCUUUUUUCAAUAUAUCCAUCCGUCUGACCGAAGAUGGCUUGCAUCAUCACCAGGAGGUAGCCAAAGCUGUCUUCCAAUACAUUGCGCUUAUCAAGGAAAAUCCUCCCGAGCAGUGGAUUUUUGACGAAAUGAAGAACCUGGCGGAGGUCGAUUUUCGAUUUAAGCAAAAGUCACCCGCUAGCCGAUUCACAAGCAGCCUCAGCAGUGUCAUGCAAAAGCCUUAUCCCCGGGAAUGGCUGAUCAGUUGUUCUUUGCUUCGAAAGUUUGAUCCCGCACUCAUUACUCGCGGACUCAGCUAUCUCAAUGCUGAUAAUUUCAACAUCGAGCUUAUCUCGCAAACUUACCCUGGUGACUGGAACCAAAAGGAAAAGUGGUACGGCACUGAAUAUAGGGUCGAAAAAGUUUCGGAGCAGCUGCUUUCUGAAAUUCGUGAGCUGCUUGAAUCCCCGCCUGCGGGCAAGAUACCUGAAUUGCAUCUACCGCACAAAAACGAAUUCGUGCCAACGCGGUUGGAGGUAGAGAAAAAAGAAGUUGACAAGCCUGCGCAAACACCCAGUCUGAUCCGCAACGACGAACGGGUACGGACCUGGUUUAAAAAAGAUGACACUUUUUGGGUACCCAAAGCUGCAUUGGAGGUCACGUUGAGAAACCCACUUGUGUAUGCGACUCCGGGCAACAACGUAAAGACCCGUCUCUACUGUGAAUUGGUCAGAGACGCCCUGACAGAGUAUUCAUAUGACGCAGAAUUGGCAGGCUUGGAUUAUGACCUGGUGCCUAGUGUCUUUGGCCUCGAUAUUUCAAUCAUUGGAUACAAUGAUAAAAUGGCUGUUCUCCUCGAGAAGGUUUUGCACAGCAUGAAAGACCUUGAGGUUAAGCCUGAUCGGUUUAGAAUUAUGAAGGAGCGAUUGGCCAGAGGCUUCCGCAAUGCAGAGUACCAAUUGCCGUACUAUCAGGUCGGUAAUUAUACGAGGUACUUAACCGCUGAAAAGGCGUUUAUCAACCACCAAUUGGCAGAGGAGUUGGAGCAUAUCGAGGCUGCAGAUGUUGCUGCAUUCUUCCCACAGCUCCUAAGCCAGACUCAUAUAGAGGUUUUGGCCCACGGGAACCUCUACAAGGAGGAUGCUCUUCAACUUACCGACUUGGUUGAGUCAACGUUCAAAGCCCGGCCACUUCCUCGCUCUCAGUGGCGCGUUAGACGAAAUAUGAUAAUACCUCGGGGAAGCAACUAUAUUUACGAAUAUACCUUGAAAGACCCAGCUAAUAUCAAUCAUUGUAUUGAAUAUUACUUGUUUGUUGGAAGCAUAACCGAUCCUGUAUUGCGAUCCAAAAUCCAACUAUUUGCACAGAUGGCGAGUGAACCUGCAUUCGAUCAACUGCGCACCAAGGAACAGUUGGGAUACGUUGUUUGGAGCGGCUCUCGCUACUCUGCGACCACUUUAGGUUAUCGCGUGAUUAUCCAAAGCGAACGUGAUUGUGAUUAUCUUGAAUCCCGCAUUGACGCCUUCUUGGCAGGGUUUGCUAAAUACCUUGAGGAAAUGUCUGAUGCUGUAUUUGAGGCACACAAGCGCAGCGUCGUCAACAAGAGACUCGAGAAGCUCAAGAAUCUUUCGUCGGAGACCAACCGUUACUGGGCACACAUAGGAUCCGAGUAUUAUGAUUAUUUGCAGCACGAGACGGAUGCCGAAGCAGUGAAGCCACUCACAAAAUCGGAGAUUAUGGAAUUUUAUCGAAAAUAUAUUGAUCCUUGUUCUCCCUCUCGCGCUAAGCUUGCUGUCCACAUGAAAGCCCAAGCUACUGCGAGCCCUGUUGCCUCAACAGGACAGAAAGACACCGUGAUCGAGGGGUUGACCAAGUUCUUGUCGUCCGUCAACGUUGAGGUCGAAAGUGAAAAGUUGAAGAAGGCGUUUGAGAGCGUGACGAUCUCGAGCGAGGAUAUUGGUGGAAUCACAAAUACCAUGAAGCAAUUCUUAACGGAAGAAGUGAAACUUGCUGAAGACCAGAUCGCAUCCAUUGUUGAGCGAGGCAACCAAUUACUUGCCAAGUUACUUCCUGACAUUGGCGUAAAGCCCGCUUUGACUGACGGUGAGAAGACGAAAGAGGUACAAACGAAUGGUGUCAAUGGUGUUGUCGUGCCAAAUAAACCCGUUUAUAUCACGAGUGUCCCUGAAUUCAAGGCUCAUCUGUCCGUUAGUCCAGCUGCCUCUCCCAUGGUGGAUUUGAGCCAGUAUGAGGACUUUGAACCCAAGCUAUAA
Molecule: messenger RNA, 3372 nt
Organism: Uncinocarpus reesii 1704
Lineage: Eukaryota; Fungi; Ascomycota; Eurotiomycetes; Onygenales; Onygenaceae
Exons: 2
Coding region: 1-3372 (1123 amino acids)
Biological process (GO): peptide catabolic process
Cellular component (GO): cytosol; mitochondrion
Molecular function (GO): metalloendopeptidase activity; metal ion binding
Source: RefSeq, a predicted model, not a curated record